GCUAUAUGUUUGUUUAUGCUAACUUAGUCAAAACUUAUGUCAAACAAUAAUUGAAUCAAAUUGAAUUUUCUUUCGGUGAAUAGUAUUUUACAUUGUAACAUUUGGGAAUUCUAUGUUCAAAAUAAUUUCAUAAAAAGUAUUUAAAAUAAAAUUAUAAUCAAAUAUGAAUUACAUAUGUAUUAAUAUGUUUAAUGUAAAAUAUAAAUAUCAUACAGUAUUAUACGAUAAAUUAAAAAAUUAAAUUAAUAAUAUAAAAUAUAAUUUAAGAUUUAACUUAAUUAUAAUUCAUUAUAAUGGGGAAUUGUCUACGAAGUAUGAUAAAAAAAUUACGAAAGAAACAUCAUACAGAAAAGUAAAGCAUUUUUAUCUUCAACAAUAUCAACAAUAAUUUGAUACAAUGCAGGAAAGACUUUAAUUUUAAAUCAUAUACGUGGUGACCCUGAUAAGCAUGUACUACCAACAAUGGGAUUUCGAAUUGUAUGCUUAAAAUAUAAAUCGUAUGCUAUAAAAAUAUAUGAUCUUGGUGGUAGCAUACAAAUUAGAUCAUUAUGGCCAAAAUAUUAUAAUGAUAUACACGGUCUUAUAUAUGUGGUGGAUGCUAGUGAUAUUUCUCGUCUUGCAGAAAAUAAAGUUGUAUUUGGUGAAUUAGUUGCUCAUGAAAAUAUUUCAGGAAAGCCGUUAUUAUUACUUGCCAACAAACAAGAUUUAAAUGGAGCAAUUGAUGAAUUAGAUGUUGUAGACAAUUUAGAUGUUGAACAUGUUGUAAAUACUACACGAUGUCCUACGAGAGUUGAAACUUGUUCCUGUUUCUCUGAAAAAGGACAUGUGAAAAAUAAUACUUUAGGCAUUACGAAUGGAUACAAAUGGUUAUUAGAUACAAUAUUAAGAAAUUAUAUUGUAUUAAAUAAUAGAGUUAAACAAUCUCAAAACAUCAUGAAUGAAGAAUUAAAAAAUCAAAGAAUAACAAAGGAUUGCAAAUAUUCACCACCUAGAUUAUCAGUACACUCUAAUCCUUUUAAACCAAUAGCAGAACUUUUAUCUAAAAAGGAAGGAAAUAAUACAGAAAAUCAUUUAGUUAAUGGUAUUAUUAAUGGACGAUCAAUUAAGAAAUUCUUCAUGUCAAAUAAGACUGCACCACUUUCAUCUGAAAGUACAUUUAAUAUAAAUGAAGAUCUGUCUUUGCAUGAUAGUUCUAAUGUCAUAACCCCCGUAGCACAAAAAAGUACUCAAACUAUUACUGUAAUAGAUUUACCAAGUUUUGAUUUUUAUCGUAAUGAUGAAAAAAAUAACAGAUGUCACCGUCCAAACACAGCACCAGCAUGUUCUACAUUACAUAAUACAAUAUCAAUAAUAAAUAUUCCUGGACAAGUACUUCAAUAAUGAUAUAAAAAUUAUGUUCAUUAUAUAUUUUUGUGGGGCCAAUGUGUACAAGUAGAUGAAAUAACGAGAUAGAAGUAUUAGUUAAAUCAUGCCAUAUAGAAGGUAAUUUUUAUAUUUAAAAAAAGAAAAACAAAAAAUUUGAUAUAUUGCAGCAAAAAAAAAAGAACUUUUUUCAUUUUACAUUUUUAUUGAAUAUUACAAAGUUAUAUAAAUUUUAUAAAGGUACGACAAGUGUAUCGAAUAUAAGUACACUCAAUUAUUAAAAAAUCACAGUAUAUGUGUGUGUGAUGAUGCUAUCUUAUAAAAUAUAUUUAUUUGUGUUUGGUAAAGUUAUUUUCAUAGAAUUGUUAUAAUAAUAGAUUUAUAUGGUUAACACAUGUUCUAUCACAAUUCGUAUAAUGGUAAACAAUGGAACUCUUUUUUUUUUCUUUUUUUUUUUUUUUUUAAUCAUAAAUGCACUUUUCGUUGUAAAUAUUUAUCAAUUUAUGUAAUGUGUACAAAUAUAUAUUGCAAAUGUAAAAAUAGUAUAAAUAAUCUGGUAAGAUUAUUGCAAUAAAACUUAAUAAAUAUAUAUUAAAACUAAAUGGUAAUCAGACUAUUACAUAGAUAUACUUUAUGGCAGUACCUCACAAAUGAAAAACAUUUUUUUGAAGAUAAUCAUGAUGCCUGCAAGUAUACAAAAUGUAAAAAAAAAAAAAAAAAAAAAAAAGAAGAAGAAAGAACAAAAAUUAAAAA
Molecule: messenger RNA, 2115 nt
Organism: Vespa velutina
Lineage: Eukaryota; Metazoa; Arthropoda; Insecta; Hymenoptera; Vespidae
Product: ADP-ribosylation factor-like protein 13B
Exons: 8
Coding region: 463-1380 (305 amino acids)
Biological process (GO): non-motile cilium assembly; receptor localization to non-motile cilium
Cellular component (GO): ciliary membrane; non-motile cilium
Molecular function (GO): GTP binding; GTPase activity
Source: RefSeq, a predicted model, not a curated record